AAAGUGGUAUGUUCUCUGAAGCAAAUCUAUUAGCAGAUUGCACUCUUAGCAGGUAGAGUUUCCAGCCAUGGCUAGCUCGCAAAGCUUGUGUUCUGUGCUAAUAUUGUCUGUCUUCCUUCAUACUGCAAUUGGAGCUAGUGAUGACCCCACCCUGGAUGUCAAUCCUAAUGCUCCAAAAACCAGAGGAAACAGAUUUGCUCUGGCCUUCAUGCAGAAUCACGCACGAACUGCAGGAGUCACUCAACAGCAAAUUGGUCUUUUCAUCACCACUGAACAGGAGAGCUCACGUUUCACCCUAGAGACACGAUGGCCGGGAGUGAGUGGAGCAGGAUUCACUGAGACCUCUCCUGGAUCUGGGCUAUGGUCUCGCACGGAAAUCGCUCGACGAGGAGACUUCACUUUUAUUAAUCUGCCGGCAGGAACGAAUGGCCAACCAGACAUAGCCGUGCAAAACAAUGGAGAAACCGAUGAAGCUGAAAGACAAAAAGGAUUGUUUAUAACAGCAGAAAAUGCAAACGAUGAGCUCACUAUAUAUGUGCUUAGUGAUGAAUUGGUCUCCACAGAUGCGUACAUGGCUAUCAACUGUGUUGAGUUUCCAGGUGCGACAGAUUACAAGUACUUCAUCUUUUCAUCUGAUGUAUUUGGAGGAGAACGAUUUGAGAGUCGAUUUCUCUUUACUCCUUGUCAAGAUGAUACUACUGUCAGUGUACAAGCCUCCCAAACUCAAACCCAUCCCGCUUGGGUGCUACCAAGUUCUGGCAACCCAAGUGCUCGAGUCGAAGCAAUGUAUGGGAGGGCUUUCAAUCGUUUUGACACUGUGAUGAUUAGCAAUCUUGACGAUCUUACCGGCUCUAUCAUCACUUCUGACAAGCCAUUGGCUGUAUUUUCUGGACAUCAAUGUGGAACUCCUACUGAUGAUGGAACUUGCGACUAUCUUGUAGAACAAUUGCCACCUCAUCCAACAUAUGGUGACCUGUUUUUCAUGGCUCCCUUUGCUGUCAGACAAAGCGGUGAACUGUACAGAAUUGGCUCCCUUGGGGCUGGAGCACAAGUAACAAUCAAUUGUGAGUGUUUACCAAGUUCUGCUGAUGGGAAUAAUCGAGUUGGACUGGUUAGUGCUGGAAAUGGUGUUUACACGGCCACAGUGGGUGCAGGACAAUACGCUGAGUGCCAGACACCUCAGAAUUCUCAGACCUAUUGUUGUGUUACGUCCUCUCAACCCGUUACUAUGGCUGCUUACACACUUGGAAACUUGAUUGACAACCUUCAAAACAUUCAGGAUCCACCACUUCCUUUUAAUCCGAUUGGAGAUCCAGCUCUCGUUUAUAUACCACCAGCUACCUCCUAUUUGAAUAGUUAUAGUCUCAGUACAGCCAAAAAUUUGACUACUCAGUUUCAGGGAUUUAUAAGCUACAUCUUGCCCACUCGCAUCUUUGAUAAUUCCCCACAAGAUCGGCAGAGGUUUCGUGUAAAUGGAGAAACAUACAUUCCCGACCAAUACGAAGCUAUCAACUGUUUAGUAGGUGGUUCAAAUGAGGUGUGUGCUUACGGAGCUACCAGAUUUUUGGGUGUUGGUAAUUUUGACCUUUCUUACGACAACAUUGAAGGUGGAGCAUUCUGGGGAUUUACAUAUGGCUACGCUCGAGAGGUUUCAUUUGCUUAUCCUUUGGCUUUUGAAAUGGAGCCAGUUGGAUUGGCCUGGAUUCGAGCAGUGGAUCUAGUUGUACUGGAAACUGUUGGAACGGUUGAUCUCAUGUUUAGUAUCACCCGUGGUGAUCAGUCAGGGCGUAGUAGAGCAUUUGCUGACACUCAAGACCUCUCAGCCAUAGAAGGUUCUGAUUAUAAUGAUCCUCAGCCACAAAAUAAUGGUGGGCCCACUCAAAAUGGCAACCUGCGAUGGAGAGCUGGUGACACAUUACCUCGUGUUCCAUACGUAGUCACUAUUUUGGAUGAUGACACUCCAGAGCCAGUGGAAGUGGUGGAGGUGAUUGUGCAGUGUGUUGCAGGAGAGAACUGCUACCUGCCCAGAACUCGGUACACCAUAACCAUUAUUGAUGAUCAAGGUGCCUGUCUUGACCUACCUCCUUUCUCUGGUGGUUCCAUCUCAUACGACUUUGAGUUUUUCUCAGAGAUUAAUGGUCGACCAUACGGAACAGUUGCCACGUACAUGUGUGAUACUGGAAGUAUAACGGGAGAACCUACAAGGACUUGUGAGAAUGGAGUGUGGUCAGGAACUGAACCAAGCUGCGGGGCGGCAAAUCCGGUUGUGAUUAUGUUCAGUAGGGCCACGUUCUCCUUUGGUGAGAGUGAUGGACAAGGCUUCGUGGAGAUAGUGGCAAACAUGGCUCCCACUCAAGGCCUUGACUUCAUAGUCACCGGAGGCCCCAGCACUCAAGACUUUGUGGUUGUGUCGGCAGCUGGUCUUUCUGGUCGGUUCACACUCUCUGCCGGGCAGACGUCCGUCCGAGUGCCGUUCAACAUCAAUAAUGAUGAGGUUGGUCUGGAGGAUCUGGAGAUGUAUUUGGCAUUUCUCUCCCUCACCUCUGAGGCUAUGGCCGCUGGACACUCUUUGGGAGCUCUAACUCAAGCCACCGUGUCAGUCACGGACGAUGAUGCUGUUGAUGUGAGUGUGGGUCAGACAGCGUACAGUGUUCAAGAAUCUGACGGCUCAGUCACUCUCUCCUAUGUACUCAACCGAGAGGCUGUCAGAGACGUGUCAUUUGAUGUCAUCAACACUGACGGAACAGCCACUGGUGGUGGUAUCGAUUAUGUCUCUGCUGGCUACUCUCUGAACAUUCCUGCUGGUCAAACUGGUGUGACCAGAAGUGUUACCAUAACAAUGGACAAUCUAGGAUUUGAAGGAGACGAGAACUUUGUCAACACUAUAUCCACCAUCAGCACUGUUGGUGUGGGGGCGGGUGAACCUGAUGCCACGGUUACCAUUCAAGACUCAGAUGCUAUUCAGAUUAUGUUUAGCAUGGCGAUAUUCUCGUUUGCUGAGAAUGUUGAGGGUGGUCAAGGCUUUGUGGAUAUCGUGAGCAACAUACCAGCUGCACAAAGCUUCACAUUCAACGUUAAUGGAGGCCCCAGCACUCAAGACUUUGUGGUUGUGUCAGCAGCUGGUCUUCCUGGUCAGGUGACAUUCCCUGCUGGCCAGAUGUCCGUCCGAGUGCCGUUCAGCAUCAAUAACGACGAGGUUGGUCUGGAGGAUCUGGAGAACUAUUUGGCAUCUCUCUCCCUCACUUCUGAGGCUAUUGCCGGUGGAGUAUCUCUGGGAGCCAUCUCUCAAGCUGAUGUGCAAGUGGUGGAUGAUGACGAGGUCAGUGUGAGUGUGGGUCAGACAACAUACAGUGCUCAAGAAUCUGACGGCUCAGUCACUCUCUCUUAUGUGCUCAACCGAGAGGCUGUCAGAGACGUGUCAUUUGAUGUCAUCAACACUGAUGGAACAGCCACUGGUGGUGGUAUCGAUUACAACUCUGCUGGCUACUCUCUGAACAUUCCAGCCGGUCAAACUAGUGUGUCCAGAACCGUUUCCAUAACAAUGGAUGGCGUAGCAGGAGAGACACCCCCUGAAACCUUCAGUAAUUCUAUCAGUUCGAUCAACACAGAUAGUGUAGUCGCUGGUCCAGCCGAGGCUACUGUCCAGAUCCUGGAUUCAGAUGAACCAGUUGCGGUGUCAUUCGGAGAAAUUGAAUACAACUUUGUUGAGAACGAGGUUACAGGCACUAUUCGAGUGGUGACCUCAAGACCCUCUCCUGUUGACUUCUCAUUUACUGUUACUGCACCUCUCAGUGAUACCCAGUUCAUAGCCCCAUCUGGUGGAUCCAUUGAUCGCACUGCGACCUUUCCAGCCGGUACCAGUUCGUUUGACAUCACAUUUCCCAUUAAUGAUGAUGUUGUUGCCCUUGAGGCGGUGGAGGAACUAAUUGCCACGCUGAGCCUUAACAAUGUACCCACUGGAGUGGAACUCGGCACGCCCAGUGUGACUGUUAUCAGGAUACAAGAUAAUGAUGAAUUUUCUGUUGGUUUUGUCAAUGACCAAGUUCCUGUUUCUGAAAGCGAUGGUAGUGUUACCCUCAACAUUGUGAGCACUCCAGCAGCUCGUCCGGUGGAAAUCACUGUUAUCACUCAAGAUAUUAUUGGCGGAGUAAGACCAGCAACGGCUGAUGUUGACUACAACAUUACUAUGGCGGAGAUAACCAUCCCAGCGUUUACUACAUCCACUGACUUCACCGUGGGGAUUAUCACUGAUAACGUUGUUGAAGGUGAUGAAGUCUUCCGAGCUGUAAUAGUUGGAGCUGCAGCUGACGAGGAACCAUUGCCCGUUAGCCAGCCCCAGAGUGAGGUCACUAUUGUAGACGAUGAUGUGGUGAGUGUCAGCUUCACCAUGGCAACCUUCUCUUUUGACGAGGGAUCUGGAACUGGCUCUGUAACUAUUGUCAAGAAUGGUGUCACCAACUUCCCGUUCGAUAUCAGAGUAACUGGAGGUCCCAGUACACAGACUGGCAUCAUGGUGAAUGCAGGUGGUAUUGAUAGCACUAUCACAUUCCCUGCCGAUCAGCAAAUGAUCACAAUCAACUUUCCUAUUGGUGAUGAUGAUUUAGGACUUGAAGUGUUGGAGCGAUACAUUGCCAACUUGGAGAUCAUUGGUUCUACCAGUGGAGUCAUUCCCGGGACGAUCACUUCCGCUGAGGUGCAAGUGAGAGAUGACGAUGAGGUGUCAGUUGGAUUCAAUGUUGACUCAGUGACAGUGGAAGAAAGUGAUGGAAUGUUUAGAAUGUGUGUGAGUUUGAACAGACCUGCCGCUGAGAAUAUCAUUGUCUCCUUGGGAACACAAGACGGCUCUGCUAUAGAUGGACAAGAUUACACCUCCUCCUCCAUUCCCUCUGAGCUACUGAUAGCAGCUGGUGAGACGGAGGCAUGCUUCACGGGUGACGUAAUCGAGGAUGGAACACCAGGCGAGGGUACAGAGUCCUUCACCAUAGUUAUCACCGGAGUGGAUCAAUCUGGAGUAACCAUCUCUAGGGAAACAACUCAAGUUAUUAUACAGGACAGCGAUGAUGGUUCUUGCGAUGCACUACCUGGUAUUGAUAAUGGAGUGAUAUCGUACAAUAUUGACAAACUGGAUAACUUCCCUGAUGGCACUGUGGCCACCUACACCUGCAACAGUGGUUACAUACUGAUAAACGGAGACUCAAUGAGAACCUGUGAUGUACAAGUAGGCUCUGGCCUCGGAAGCUUUGGUGGAAUUGAACCAGAGUGUAUCCCUGUUUGCGAUGAGCUUGGUAUGAUAGCCAAUGGAGUGAUUGUCUACACUGGUGACAUGACUGCUCCUCACGAUGUUGGAACUGUGGCCACCUACAGCUGUAACCCAGGUUAUGAGCUAGUGAUAAAUCCAGGCUCUGAGAUGAGGUCUUGUGAGGAUGCUGGUGAUGGUAGCGGCGGUAGAUUCAGUGGACAAGCUCCAACUUGCGAACCUGUUUGCAAUAUGCUUCCAAUGAUAACCAAUGGAGUGAUUGUCUACAAUAUUGACAUGACUGCUCCUUACGACGUUGGAACUGUGGCCACCUAUAGCUGUGACCCAGGUUAUGAGCUAGUGAUAAAUCCAGGCUCUGAGAUGAGGUCUUGUGAGGAUGCUGGUGAUGGUAGCGGCGGUAGAUUCAGUGGACAAGCUCCAACUUGCGAACCUGUUUGCGAUAUGCUUCCAAUGAUAACCAAUGGAGUGAUUGUCUACAAUAUUGACAUGACUGCUCCUUACGACGUUGGAACUGUGGCCACCUAUAGCUGUGACCCAGGUUAUGAGCUAGUGAUAAAUCCAGGCUCUGAGAUGAGGUCUUGUGAGGAUGCUGGUGAUGGUAGCGGCGGUAGAUUCAGUGGACAAGCUCCAACUUGCGAACCUGUUUGCGAUAUGCUUCCAAUGAUAACCAAUGGAGUGAUUGUCUACAAUAUUGACAUGACUGCUCCUUACGACGUUGGAACUGUGGCCACCUAUAGCUGUGACCCAGGUUAUGAGCUCGCAAUAAAUCCUGGCUCUGAGAUGAGGUCUUGUGAGGAUGCUGGUGAUGGUAGCGGUGGUAGAUUCAGUGGACAAGCUCCAACUUGCGAACCACAAUGCCCCCCUCUGCCAGAGAUAGCCAAUGGAAUGAUCACUUAUCUUCCUGAUAACACUCCUGAUUACGACGUCGGAACUACGGCCAUUUACAUUUGUGAAGAUGGAUUUACUCUCAGUGGAGAUGUAACUAGAGAUUGUCAAUCUGACAGAACAUUCUCUGGCAUGGAACCUGUAUGCUCUAGGAUUCCUGUGUGCGCUGACUUGCCUGCCAUCGACAAUGGAGUAAUUUCUUACAGUUCUGCUGACAUGCCACGGCCGAUAGGGACAGUCGCCUCAUACGCUUGCAAUGAUGGCUUUAACCUCGACGGCCCAGACAGCAGAACUUGUGUGGAGAAUGCUGGCUCAGGAAUGUUCGAUAUGACAGCACCAACUUGCAUUCAAAUCACCUGUGAUGAUCUACCAGCUUUGGACAAUGCAGUCAUUAGCUACAGCAGUUCCAUCUCCCCUCGACCGGUAAACACUGUAGCCACUUAUGAAUGUGUGGAUGGGUAUACUUUGGAGGGUUCCGUCACAAGGACUUGUCAGGAAGAUGAGAUGUUUGAUGGAGAGGAACCUCGCUGUGUCUUGACACCUGUUUGCGUUGAGCUGGAGCCCCUUGUGAAUGGAGGCAUUGAUUACGGUGGUAGAAAUGAACCCUUCUCAGUGGGUACUGUGGCCACUUACUUCUGUAACACUGGCUACGCUCUUGUUGACGGACCUGAUAGCAAAACUUGUGUGGAAUCAGACGAGGGAACUGGAGUAUUUGACCCACCACAAACACCAACCUGCGACCCUGAAUGUGAUCAGAUCUUUGUUCCACCGAAUGCGAUUGUGACCUACAACACUGAUCCUGUCCCACCAUUUCCUGCUGGAGCUUUAGCUAUGUUUGAAUGUGUCGAAGGGUUUAGUCCAGUAACUACUAGCCCUGGACAACCCACUACAUUCCCACUACCCGGUGAGCUGAUCUUGCUCGAGUGUGGGGAGAUAAUAGAAGGAGAGGGCGGAGAGUUUGUGAGGAACGGAACAUCAUCCCAAAUUGAACUCAACUGCACACGUGAUUGUGAAGAACUCCCAGCUAUACUCUAUGGGAUGAUCUCGUACUCUCCUGACAUGACGGCUAACUACUCUGCUGGAACAGUGGCCACUUACACAUGUAACGAUGGAUUUGAACUGGUACCAGGAGUGGGCAACUCAAUGAGGACUUGCCUACCACUGGAACAGAUGCCGGGUGAUGAUCUUAGGUCAGAAUUUGAUGGAGAGGAACCAAGAUGUGUUCCCGUAUGCAUGGAGCUUGUGACGAUACCCAAUGGAAUGAUCUCGUACUCUCCUGACAUGACUGCUCCAUAUUCUGUGGACACUGUGGCCACUUACACUUGUAACGAUGGUUUCCAAUUCGUGGCUGGAGUGGGUGAUCAGAUGAGAACUUGCACAGAAGUGGUAGAGAGUGAAAGUACAGUAGUUUCAGGGGCAGAAUUCAGUGGCUUGGCUCCAAGCUGUCAACGCAUUCCCACUGACAUGACAAUCUGCACCAUAGCUGACCCGUUGAUGGUGUCUCCGUUCACACGUUCCACCAGCUACACAUUCAUGGGUACGUGUGAACACGCCCUCCUCCAGUCAUGUGACGACAGCGUGGACUUCAUGGUCCGCACUGACUUCCUCACAGACAGUAUGGAUAACGGAGCUGUCGGAGUUUUCUUUAAUGAAGCUUGGUGGAUCAGUCGAGAGGACGGUAGUUACGAGAGCUCUGAAGCAGCAUCGUCGGUAUCCGGGGUACCUGGUCGUGAAACAACAGUGUAUGCAGACUCCAAUGUUGAGGUAGAGAGAGGUGACAAUUACACUGAGAUCAGAGUGGGUGGAGGAAUCGGAGUCAACGUCCGACACAAUUAUGGUGACCCUUCUUCAAUAAUUGUGACUGUGGUUACUGGUAGCUCACUGGGGGAGACGUGUGGAUUGUGCGGAACUCAGACUGGAGACCUGAGGCGUAGCGACGGAACCAUCGCUGACAUCACUGACAGGGCACAAGUGGAGGCCUUCACAAUGGACUACCUCACUCCUGCCGAUCAGCAAGCCCUCCGUCCAAUCAGAAGAGAGUGCAGCAUGAUUCGCAAUGACACCAUCAUUGGAGAUCCUCUGUACUCCGCCUCUCUCACUAAAUUGAACGGUGGACCCGACAAUCUCUGUUACGAGGUCCGAGGGAGUGAUAGUCAAAACUAUAAUCUGAUCUCUGACGAGUGUGUGAGUGUAAACGCCCUCUAUCAAGCUAUGGACAUUCCUGAAUUUGGCAACAUUAUGGGAACUAUUGGUGUACGGGCAGCUACUAAUGAUCAACGAUGCUACAAUAUUCGUGUUGAGAGAGAAGGUUGUAGAGCGUUGGUAUCAGGUGGUGUGGCAGAGCCAGCUGUGAUCGAGUCUACCUUUGCAAGCGGAGGUAUCUCUGUUCGUAGGUAUCCCAACAGGGUUCGAAUUUCUACCCCUAACUGCGACCAGGUGACACUUGUUAUGUGGGUGCGUUGUGUGACUAGAGAGGGUCAGGACAUGCUCGACUUUGCUGUGUCUCGUGGAGCUAACCUCCGACCAACUUCUCACGGCUUGUUGGGUCAAUUCUGGAACAUUCCCGUGAUUUCCUCCAACAUUACCGGCGGCCCCUUCUACAUAGUGACCGUUAACCCAGACGACUCUUUUGCUAGAUCGUUCACGGCAGAGGUUUUGUCUCGUACUUGGGACAAGAGACGAGAGUCGUGUCUCUAUGCUGGCAACUCCCAGGGUGGUGCAUACAACGAGCUUCAAGACUCCUCCUUCCCAGCAGACAGUGUUAUCCAGGGCAGGUUCAGCGAUUAUCAAACAACUGGGCUCUAUGCUACAGUUUGGACAUACUAUAAAUUCUCGCCGUCCGCGUGCCCAAUUAAUUAACUAAUUCAAAAACUCAAAACAUUUGAACAGCUAUAGCUAGCACUGGAUUGCUUAGAGCAAACGUUAUGUUUUUGUAGACCAGCUUAUUUUUACAAUUUGUAGUGAUUUGAUAUGUUUUCUACAAUUAUAAACUUUCUAUGUGUAUAAUAUACAAUAAUAAUUAUUGUUUAUAAUGAUAAUUAUGUGCAACUUU
Halichondria panicea is the source of this 9194-nucleotide messenger RNA. RefSeq lists its product as uncharacterized. NCBI's taxonomy places the organism in Eukaryota, Metazoa, Porifera, Demospongiae, Suberitida, Halichondriidae. Bases 68 to 9001 code for a protein of 2977 amino acids. Gene Ontology annotation, cellular component: membrane. The transcript is spliced from 37 exons. Gene Ontology annotation, biological process: cell communication. The record is from RefSeq and is a predicted model, not a curated record.